AUGGACCUCCUACCGGCCCCUCAGGUCACCACGCCUCAGGCCAGUCACCUCAGCCGCCUACCGGGCCUAUGUCUCAAUCUUACCCUCACAACCGUAAUUUUUCCAGAGGGGGCUUUCGGGGUAGCUCACACCCCGCUCGAGGUAAUUAUCGGAAUGUGGGAGGUGCUCAAAAUGCUCAGCGAUCAGGCUCCACAGCAUUCGACGUCAAACCAUCCAGACCUAGCUGGAGCAAAGGAAGAGAGAGAUGAUGAGGACAAGGAUACAUCCAGAGCAUCAAAAACCCACAAUGAAGAUUUGUUGUCGGAGAAAAAUACUAAUGAGCAGAUGCCUCCGCCUCGACCCCCUCCCUCAGCCCCGACGGGUCCUGCAAGUUCGAAAUUCAGCUUUGCCUUUAAGGCAACGAAUAAAACACCGGUUGCGACCCCAAAGCCAGAAAUCUCUCAAAAGUUCAACACGGCCUCUAAAAAGGAGCCACCUCCACAUGUUGAUGAUCGAGACCGUGACCGAGACCGUGACCGUGACCGCGAGCGAGAGCGUGAGCGUGAUAGAGAGCGCGAAUGGGAACGUGAACGAGAACGGGAACGGGAACGGGAGCGUGAGAGGGAGCGUGAGAGGCAGCGUGAGCGCGAUCGUGACCGGGACCGGGACUUACCUCGAGAUACUCCAAGAGAGCCUGCUUCUGCAAGAGCAAGGUCGGAUUAUCAUGCUAAUAGAGCCCCCCCCGAAUUACCAAGGACGCGGAAGGUAAAGAGAAUACAACGAAGACUGAAACUGAAGCCCGAAUUACCAACCGACCUUGCUGCGUCAGAUUCGGUGUUCUUUAGAAAACCUGGCAACGAGUCAGUUGUAGGAUCGGGUACAUAUGGCAAAGUCUUCAAGGGCCUCCACGUAUAUACUAAGAGGCUUGUUGCUCUGAAAAAGAUACGCAUGGAAGGAGAAAGAGAUGGGUUUCCGGUUACCGCGGUGCGAGAAAUCAAGCUUCUCCAGUCCCUGAAACAUCGAAAUAUUGUCACAUUACAGGAAGUUAUGGUUGAGAAGAACGAUUGUUUCAUGGUUUUUGAGUAUAUGUCUCACGACCUUACGGGCUUGUUAAACCAUCCAUCGUACAAACUUGAUGCGGCACAAAAGAAGCACCUUGCUCUACAGAUAUUUGAAGGCCUAGACUAUCUGCACAAACGAGGAGUGUUGCACCGCGAUAUAAAGGCAGCUAACAUCCUUGUUAGUAGCGACGGGGUCUUAAAACUAGCAGACUUUGGCCUGGCUCGUUUCUACGCAAAACGCCACCAACUCGACUACACGAACCGAGUUAUCACUAUUUGGUACAGAUCUCCCGAGCUAUUACUUGGCGAGACGCAGUAUGGUGCCGCCGUGGAUAUCUGGAGUGCAGCCUGUGUCAUGGUGGAAAUUUUCACACGUCAUGCCAUCUUUCCUGGAGAUGGUGGUGAGAUCAACCAGCUGGAGAAGAUAUAUGCCGUGCUCGGUACGCCGAAUAAGAAUGAUUGGCCUGCGCUUGUCGACAUGCCCUGGUUUGAGUUACUGAGGCCUGGAUUUCGACGACCUAAUGUCUUUGCUGAAAAAUACAAGGAACGAGUGCCAGCAGCUGCCUUCGAACUUCUUGCUGCCAUGUUUCAGUAUGAUCCAGUGAAACGUCCGUCUGCGGCAGAAGUUUUGGAGCAUCCCUACUUCACGACGGAGCAGCCGCCUGCAAGGCAAGCUAUCGAACUACGUGAUCUGGAGGGUGAAUGGCACGAGUUUGAGUCGAAGGCACUACGUCGGGAGAAGGAGAAGCAGGAGCGAGACGCACGGCGUGCUGCUAAAGAAGGUAGCAGCCGUGAUAAGGAUAAGAAACGGCCGCCGUCAACCCACGAGUCCCAACGAGACAGCAAACGUCCGCAUAUUGACGGGCAACCGCCUACACUAGGUCGAGCUUCAAGCUCUAAUGUUGUACAGUCUGGCGAGCCCGUAGCGAGCGAGACGACACUAGGGUAG
Messenger RNA from Daldinia childiae, 1989 nucleotides. Its product is annotated as CTD kinase subunit alpha. Bases 1 to 1989 code for a protein of 662 amino acids. The transcript has 3 exons. Lineage: Eukaryota; Fungi; Ascomycota; Sordariomycetes; Xylariales; Hypoxylaceae. The record is from RefSeq and is a predicted model, not a curated record. Gene Ontology annotation, molecular function: cyclin binding; cyclin-dependent protein serine/threonine kinase activity; RNA polymerase II CTD heptapeptide repeat kinase activity. Gene Ontology annotation, biological process: transcription elongation by RNA polymerase II; protein phosphorylation; positive regulation of transcription elongation by RNA polymerase II. Gene Ontology annotation, cellular component: cyclin/CDK positive transcription elongation factor complex; nucleus.